CAGAUUUCUGUUCUGCAGGCUCUUGAGAGUUCCUGUCUGGCUGAUUCCGUUUCAGCAUAUCUCGUUUUCACCAUUUCGGGGUACUGCCAUGUCGUCCCUGUGUUGAGCCGGCCCGAUUCCUCCCAGCAGAAGCAAUGAGGCCCACCGAGCCUCAUGAUAGGGCCUCAAUUCCGCGACUGAAGUCGUUUUCUCGCAGCUCGUCGAUACCGCGAGACACGGUAACCGUUACCUCUGACGUCAGCAGCAGGACCUCCGCUAGCAGCAGCGCAGUCGUUGCUGACGACGAAACAGGCAGGUUAAGUACCAGCGGCUCAGUUACUAUCGCGGACAGCAGUGACAGCUCCGUUAGCGUCAGCGUGACGCCAUCAGCAGGGUCAACUGGCGUGACACGUCAUGGCAGCGAAGCUUCAGUGGAGCUGCAGGUGUGGGAGGGAGGCGAAGACGUCAGACAUGUCACUGAUGUUGUCGCUCGCAGGGCUGAUCAGGACCGCUGGAGGGAGCGGGAGGGAGGAGAGGGAGGAGAGGAGGAUUUGAGACCAGCAGUGGAAUUGGCCGAGAGACACAGAUUAGGGUUUGGUGAGAGGCAGGCAGUAGGGUUGGGCGAGAGGCACUACAGCAGCGACAGGGACACGGACACGGACAGAGAUGAGGAGGGCGAGAGGGGAAAGGGAACAGCAAGGGAGCGGGGGGCAGGGAGGGUGCGGGAGAGACGCGUGGAGAGAAGCAAGUCGGGGGACGGAACGGCGGGUAGGAACUGGCUAGGCGCCGCUGCUGCUGCUGCUUCUGCUGCUGGUACCGCUACUGGUGGUGGUGGUGGUAGUGCUGCUGCGAUCGCGGGUGGUGGCGGUGGCAGCAGCAGCAGCAGCAGCGUGAGGGCGAGCCUUGGGUGGGGCGGGGUGAGCGUGCGUCUGUGGUGCGACCCUCGCAGCGUGUGGCCCGUGGCGCGCGUGCUCGUGCUGUUGCUGCUCUGGUACACCUUCAGCACGUGCCUCAGCCUGUACAACAAGAUGCUGAUAGGGCAGCAGCACGGGCGGUUCCCUGCGCCGUUGCUGCUGACGGCGUUCCACUUCGCGCAGCAGGCGCUCAUGGCCUCUGCGCUGCUGCACUCCGCCUUCCCCGCCGCCCUGCCGCCGCUGCCCCUCUCCUCAAGGGACUACUGCCUGAGAGUCAUACCCACAGCGGUGGCAACAGCAGUCGACAUUGCACUGUCCAAUCAAUCCCUCGCUUAUAUCACACUCACGUUCUACACAAUGUGCAAGUCCAGCGCGCCCAUGUUCCUGCUGCUCUUCGCCUUCAUCUUCAGGUUGGAGCCUCUCAGUUUCCGGCUGAUCGGCAUCAUGAUGGUCAUCUCUGUGGGGGUGCUUUUCACAGUGGCAGGAGAGGCGUCGUUCCACGUGUCGGGCUUUGUGCUCGUGAUGCUGUCUGCAAUGGCGUCUGGGCUGCGAUGGGUGCUCAUUCAAGUGCUGCUGCAGAAAGAUCGCCUCGGUCUGAGCAGCCCGCUGGUGUCCCUGGCCUAUUUGACCCCCCCCAUGGCCGUCACGUGCUGCCUCUUUUCCCUCGCCCUGGAGCCCCUCUCCUCGCUGCCCGCCUCGCCCUACUUCUCUCCGCCCUCGCAACUCGCACCCACACUGCUGCUGCUGCUGCUCGGAGGGGUGCUCGCCUUCCUCAUGAUCAUGGCGGAGUUCCUGCUCAUCCUGCACACCAGCGCCGUCACCUUCUCUGUGGCCGGCACUGUCAAAGAGGGCGCCACCAUUCUGGUGUCCCACCUGGUGUUGGCGGACCGCUUCACUCGUGUGAACCUGGUGGGCGUGCUCAUCAUCAUGGUCGGGGUCUCGCUCUUCAACCUGCACAGGCUGUCUCGUCCCCCCCGCAUACCGCACGGCACGGCACCCCCUCUCACGCCCUCUUCGCACUCGUUCCCCACCACCCCCAAGUCCGCUCUCACUCCCACUUCCAUAGCCACCACCCCCACUGCUUCCUCUCAACAUCAGCACCAGCACCGGCCUCCUCCCUCCCCUGCCGCCCGUCUACCCACUCGCUCUCCUCGCCAUGCUGUGCUCCCGCACCCUCCCUCUGUGCACAUUGUGUCCGCUCGUCCCACUGCUGCUGCUGCGAGCACCAGCACGAACAGCAGCAUGAACAGCACCACUGACAGCCGCAGCAGUGGCAGUGGCAUAAGCAGCAGUGCGAUUGCGGGCAAUCAAGCUGACAGCGACGUGCGCAGUGGAGGGGAUAGCAGACGUGAGACUGCUGUAGUCCUGACGUCUCCCAUGCUGAGGGUGGUGUGUGAGGAGGCUGAGAGUGAGGAGGUGCAGCAGGAGAAGCGGCCUCUUUUGCAGGAUGGCAGCAAGAAACACAUACAUUUGUAGUGCGGCACGCUUACAACUGUUCAGGGCUGUAAAGGUUGUGUUCUUGUCAUCCUUUUACCAGAUGUGUGGACCACCGUGCCUUUCAAGCUGUGCCAGCAGGCAGGCAGUGAGGCAGUGAGGCAGUGAGGCAAUGAGGCAGUGCGGCAGUUGCUGAAAGGAUCUAACAUGUUGUUGGAAAUACCUUAAGGACUUAAGCGUUUUUGAAGUGUAACACCACACUCGAGGAAGGUCGUAACGGGUAAGCGAGUCAACGGAGGUUACACGAAGGGAUGGACAAAC
Molecule: messenger RNA, 2648 nt
Organism: Closterium sp. NIES-67
Lineage: Eukaryota; Viridiplantae; Streptophyta; Zygnematophyceae; Desmidiales; Closteriaceae
Source: the annotation of a GenBank genome assembly